ACUUUCGAAACAAACAUGGCCGCAUGGCCCGGUGACAGCAUCGCAUUCGAUAACCGUACUCAAAACAAUAAAUUAACAAGUUUUAUAAACGUAGAAUUUAAUUUAAGUAACAAUAAUGGUAGCUACGCGUGUGAAGUGCCAGAGUUAAAAUACGAUAAAGUGAUUCAAAACAAUGUGGCAUCCGAAAGCGCAAUAGUUUCCAAGGACGGGAAUUCGGAGAAAUAUGAUAGAUUGUUACCCCAGAAUGAGACGGAGAAAAAAGUCGAAAUGGACCCGGAUAAGAAGAGGAAAUCAGACGACGCUCGAUACAAGUGCGAAUACGAUGGCUGCGAGCGGACUUACAGCACCGUCGGGAAUUUGCGCACGCACAUGAAAACGCACAAAGGUGAAUACCGAUUCAAAUGUUCCAUGCCGUCGUGCAACAAGGCGUUCCUCACGUCGUACAGUCUGAAGAUACACGUGCGUGCGCACACGCAGGCGAAGCCGUUCGCAUGCAACAUCAGCGCCUGCAGGAAGGCGUUUAACACUCUGUACAGAUUGCGAGCUCACCAACGUCUGCACAGCGGCGACACGUUCAACUGUCAAGCGGAAGGAUGCACGAAGUUUUUCACGACACUCAGCGAUUUGAAGAAACACAUACGGACGCACACUCAAGAAAGGCCCUACAAAUGCGUGCGAGACGGCUGCGGCAAGUCGUUCACGGCGUCGCACCACCUCAAGGCGCACGCGCGCACGCACGCGCGCCCGCCCGCGCCCGCGCCGCGCCCGGCGCAGAUUGCUACGGAGCCAUUUCCAGAAUUUCCCGCUAAACCGCAAACGACUACCGAUGCUAUGAACUGGGAAGGCCUCCUCGAAUCCUUCGGCAAAAUCACCACCGAAUCCAACUCUACCGACGGCAGCCUCGAAGAUAUCAACACGGUCGACCCUCUCACGACCACUAGUGUAGAUAUAACUGACUUACUAUUUGACAACGCCAACCCUAACACUUUAGAUUACGAACUUAACUUACAAUUUGACAAAAAGAAGGAAAACUCCUGGACUAAUCUACAACCUACGCUCAUUGAUGGAAGAAUUGACGGCAAAAGAAAAGCUAUGCAACUUGCUUUAGCGAACGAAAUCGAAGUACAAGCCCCAUGGGUCGAUGUGAGCGCUUUGGCAGCAUCCAUUUCAGAAACUCCAGUUAGCAUUAAAGAAAAAACUCCUGAAAGCAUCUUCACUAUGGCAACUUUUGUACCAACUCAUAUGCAGAGUUAUAUUGACUUGAAUCCUGAAACUGCUAAUGUGAUCACUCAAAGUGCCUUUGAUUUAGCUUCACCUAACAUUUUGGAUGUAGCUGACAAAGUAUUUAAUGAUAGCGAGCUAGUUUCCAAUCUAUCUUCGACCAAAAUUGAAGAAGACAUUGAACAUUUCUUAAAAACUGAUGACAGAUCUUUAAAUACUCCACCACCUUGCAGAGUUCAUCAGAAUAUCGAAAUAAAUCCAGCCAAUUCAGUACUCUUCAAUUCUGAUUUAGAUCUGGAAGACACUUUGCUAUUUGACAAUGAGCCUUUAUCAGACAUGUAUGUUGUAAGAACUGAGAACAUAUUCGGGAAAGAGAUAGCAAAACGAAAUGCAUUGGCACAGUUAGCAGCAGACGCAGGAAUUUGCAAUUGUAUGACAUGCGAGUGUGAUCCUACAUCUGGAGAAUGUAGGGGCGACUGUCAAAGCAAGGAACCAGAGCCAAAACCACCAGAAAAAGGUAAAUGCCCAGUAGACACGUGUGAUUGUGAUGAAGAUUGCCAAUGUGAUCAUGAAGCUAUGAAAUGUGCCGUUGGCUGCGGUAAAGCUACUGACACAAACCAUAAUACCUUCUUAGACUACCAUCGGAGACACAAACUCACAAGUUUGGAAGAACUGGGAGUGUACACUGUUCACGAAGAAGAUAUACCAACAUCAACAUUUGUUGAGCAAUUAUCUUGUUCUUGUGAAGAACCUACUUCUUCCGUUAAUAAGGAAUCUGAAGGCUUUUCAGAAAGUAGCAAUUGGGAAACUGGAUGUCAAGGGAAAAAAUCUACUUGCCAAGAUAACAAAGAAUUUACUUGCCACGGUAAAAAAGAAUCUACAUGCAAAGCAAAGAAAGAUACUACUUGCCAAGGUAAGAAAGAAUCCACUUGCGAAAGCAAGACAGAAUCUGCUUGUCAAGGCAAGAAAGAAUCUACUUGCCAGGGUAAGAAAGAUUCUAAUAUUAAAAGUAAAUGUUCUUGUGUCAAAGAAUCUUCAAAAGGCAAAUGUUGUUCAGAAGAUUCCAAGGAUAAGUGUUGUGUUACAAUAUGUAUUAAGAAGUUAGAAGCAUUCAAGCAGUUUUUGUCAGACCAUGAACUUUUGGGUGCUUUGAAAGCACAUAAUUUGGAUUUGACUUCAAUGUGAUGCAUUUAAUUAUACAUUGUUACCAGUUCGUGCCAUUGACGAUCAGUCCACAGGACGGUAAAGGUUUCCCCAAACCUGUCGACGCAGAAUCGGCUCUAUCGCUGAACGCAUCCGUACGCAUGUUCAUACUAAGGGGCGAUUUCGGCGAAAGCCGUUUUGCGUCGAUAGGUUUGGAGAAACCCUAAGGGACAGUCAGUUAGAAGCAAGCCUCGGAAGAAUGCUCUUGGCUUCACUGAACAAAAUUUAUCCUGUUCCUUAACUUAGACUUCCUAUUUAAAUAUGCCCGAUAACGGCUUUACACUGUAUGAACAAAUUCGAAUCAUGUAUCCAAAUUAACAAUAGGGAUGACGACUACAUAAAAAAAUGGCAUUCUGUUUAGUCCGUCAGUUAGAUCGUCCAAGAAUACUGAACACAUAUUUUUCGCUUUUUCUAAUUAAUGAAAAAAUACAAAGAUAUAGAG
Leguminivora glycinivorella is the source of this 2866-nucleotide messenger RNA. RefSeq lists its product as uncharacterized. Gene Ontology annotation, biological process: regulation of transcription by RNA polymerase II. Gene Ontology annotation, cellular component: nucleus. Bases 16 to 2406 code for a protein of 796 amino acids. The record is from RefSeq and is a predicted model, not a curated record. NCBI's taxonomy places the organism in Eukaryota, Metazoa, Arthropoda, Insecta, Lepidoptera, Tortricidae. The transcript has 6 exons.